CGAUCCAAAAAACCGCAUGAAAAAAGUUCGUCCGCCACAUCAUGCAUAUCCACUUGUGUUGACCUCCUGGGCCAAUUGGUUGCCCAUUAGCAUAUAAAUACACCCAUGGGCUCUCGGAUGAGAUUAUUCUCUCCCUUGCAUUCUCCCAGACAUACAGUCCAACAUUGACAUUGCAUCAAUCAGAACAUCCUUGACAUAUUGAUACCAUUUACAUCAUGGGUCUCACGCAAGAGCAAAUUGCCAUCAUCAAGGCCACUGUGCCUGUCUUGCAGAUUCAUGGCAAGACCAUCACGACCGUGUUCUACAAGAAUAUGCUCGCUGCGCACCCCGAGCUCAACACCGUUUUCAACACUGCCAAUCAAGUCAAUGGCCACCAGCCUGUCGCUCUCGCUGGCGCCCUCUUCGCCUAUGCCUCCAACAUCGACAACCUGGGUGCUUUGAGCCCCGCGGUCGAAUUGAUCUGCCACAAGCACGCCUCCCUCUAUAUCCGGCCCGAGCAUUACAAGAUUGUCGGCAAGUACCUCCUCGAGGCCAUGGGCGAAGUCCUCGGGGACGCCCUGACGCCCGAGAUCCACGACGCCUGGGGUGCCGCCUACUGGCAGUUGGCCGACAUCAUGAUCAACCGCGAAGCCGACCUCUACAAAGAGGCGGACGGCUGGACUGAUUUCCGCGAUUUCCGCAUUGCCAAGAAGGUGCCCGAGUCGUCUGAGAUCACUUCGUUCUACCUGGAGCCCGUGGAUGGCAAGCCUCUGCCGUCCUUCCGCCCCGGACAAUACAUCUCCGUGGAGGUUUUCGUUUCGGAGCUCAACUACCCCCAGAGCCGCCAGUAUUCACUCAGCGACAAGCCUGUGCCGGAAUACUACCGCAUCAGCGUCAAGAGGGAGGCCGGCCUCGAGCCCACCGAGCCCUCGGCCAAGCGCCACCCCGGCUAUGUCUCCAACAUCUUGCACGAUCUCAAGAAGGAGGGCGACAUCGUCCGCGUCUCUCACCCCUUCGGUGAUUUCUUCCUCUCCGACGAGGAGAAGCAGAGCAGCAGCCCGAUUGUCCUCCUCGCCGCCGGUGUCGGUCUGACCCCGCUCACCUCCAUCCUCAAUACCAUCCUCGAUGGCCCCGAGGCCCAGACCCAGCGCAAGAUCACCUACGCGCACGGCGCUCGCACCUCUGCGGCCCGCGCCUUCCGCCCGCAGAUCAAGGAGUUGGCUGCCAAGGUGCCCAACCUGCACGCUAUCUUCUUCACCAGCCACCCCGGCGCCGAGGAAAAGCAGGGCGAGGACUAUGAUGUCGCGGGACGCCUGGACGUGAACCAGCUGGACAAGCAGAAGGACCUCUACCUGGAAGAUGCGACCACCAAGUACUACAUCUGCGGUCCGACUGCGUUCAUGCUGGACGUGAAGCAGAAGCUGACCGCCGCGGGCGUUGCUGAUGAUCGCAUCAAGAUGGAGCUGUUCGGUACCGGUGGUAUUCCCGCCUAAGCAAGUGCUUGUGCAUAUUGUGGUUGUCAACUAGAUUCUUUGUAUCUUCACGGAUCACGAUCGCAUUUGUUUUCAUUUCUUAGAUAGCAUUAUUAGCCUAGAUACUCCUCUCAUGAUUUUAGAUGCAAUAAUCAAACUUCCGACUUUUAGACUUCGAGCUCUCGAGAUGGUCUGUCUCCAUAUGAAUUGUUAGACUAGGCUCUAUGAAUAGAUGCAGGCUCUGACAAACUUCGAGGUGUUCGCCAAGAA
Aspergillus brunneoviolaceus CBS 621.78 is the source of this 1721-nucleotide messenger RNA. RefSeq names its product flavohemoprotein (gene fhpA). NCBI's taxonomy places the organism in Eukaryota, Fungi, Ascomycota, Eurotiomycetes, Eurotiales, Aspergillaceae. The transcript has a single exon. Gene Ontology annotation, biological process: cellular response to nitrosative stress; nitric oxide catabolic process. Gene Ontology annotation, molecular function: FAD binding; oxygen binding; nitric oxide dioxygenase [NAD(P)H] activity. The coding region runs from base 216 to 1472 and encodes 418 amino acids. Gene Ontology annotation, cellular component: intracellular anatomical structure. The record is from RefSeq and is a predicted model, not a curated record.